Molecule: messenger RNA, 3706 nt
Organism: Homarus americanus (American lobster)
Lineage: Eukaryota; Metazoa; Arthropoda; Malacostraca; Decapoda; Nephropidae
Gene: gry
Product: trafficking protein particle complex subunit 11-like
Exons: 23
Coding region: 111-3494 (1127 amino acids)
Cellular component (GO): cytoplasm
Source: RefSeq, a predicted model, not a curated record
GGGAGACGCGCGUCCUCCUAUUUAUUUUCCCUGCACUGACAGCUCUUGGCAGGUCCGUGGAGAGACUGUAAACACUGAAAUUUGUAUCAACAUUCCUGUUCUGUGAUAAAAUGGAGGAUGAAUUUGAUCCAUACAGCCUUCCACCUGAAGUGACCACUCCACCUUAUGCCCUGAUUGGAAUGAUGGGAUUGGACGUAGCUGAGAAGGCAACACACAAGUCUGUCUGGGAAGCAUUUGCACUAAACCGGAGAACAGACCGCACCCCACUGCACUUUCGACUCCUUUCUCCUGACUUCCAGAUGCCUCCCAUGAAACAAAAGAGACAGUCAUAUGAGUGGUAUAUCCCCAAGGGUAUUCUCAAGUCAAACUGGAUCUCCAAGUACCUGUACCAUGUGCCAGCACUUGUUGUCUUAUUCUAUGACUUGGACUGGAAUGACAAUAGCUGGACUGAGAAGAAGAAUGACCUUGCCAGUAAAGUUCAGUCACUCAAGACUGUGUUGGGAAGUCGAAACAGUCGUGUAGCGCUGGUUCUUAUUCAGAGUGGGAUUAGUGUACCAGGUGAGGACACGGGAGCAGCAGAGAAGGCAGCAACCCUCUGCACUGCCUGUGAUCUACCUGCUAAGCAUCUUUUUGUGUUACCUCACUCAGAUGCUCAUCUUUUAGGAUAUACUGUAAGGCUGGAGAAUGCCCUUAGUGAGAUAGCUUGGACCUUUUAUCUUGGUGAAGCAAAGGGUGUUCGAGCUCAUCGCGAUUUUCUUAAUAAAACUAACCAUACUCUCCUGUUUGUACGACACCAGUUUAAACUUGGCUUCCUUAAUGAGCUUCGGAAUGAUUCACAAACAGCCAUCAAGCACUACGCUCAGUGUUACCACCACCUUCUGGACCUACGAUCAACUGACACCAAUUUGCAUGAAAUCCGGAUUGUUGCAGCAGUCAUUAACUACAAGAUCUGUCGACUUGAUUUCGCCCUCAAUCUUCCCCGAGAUGCAAUUGCCCAGUUUCGGCGCCACAUUGAUCAGUUCCGUCAGAGGACAGGACCCAAGGAAUUAAUCUUUGAGCAUUAUGCGUGGCUUUCAAAGCAAUACCAGAUCUUUGGAGAUGUAUUUGAGGAAGCUGUGCGCAUUGGUCUUCCUGCAGUACAGACACAGCACCCAGGUUUCUACUAUCAGCAAGCAGCUCAGUAUGCUGUUUUAAGAAGAAAAACAGCACUGCAAGUGUGUAAGGAAGUGUCAGCUCCUGUGUCAGACUUACUAGAGGGAUGGAGCAAACUAGAGUUCUAUGGUCAGCGUCCUUGGCGGCCAGGGAAGCAUUCUCUAGAGCCUCCAGAGCAACAGAGAGAAGCAGAAGGGAUUAAGGAGAUCCAGUAUCAUGAGGUAAAAGAAGUAAACCAUUCCAACACCAUCAUUCCAUUAUUUUCUUCGGCAAUAAGUCAGUUUAAGAAAUACCGAUGUCCACGCAUCAAGAGACACCUGAUGGUCCAGAUGGCAGAAGAGUAUCACCAAGCCAAUGACUCUUCCAAAGCUCUCACCUUACUGAACCAUGUGAUGUGGGACUACCGCAGUGAGAAGUGGUGGAGUCUCCUCUCAUCAGCCUGUACUUUAGCACUCCAGUGUGCAUAUAACACUGCUGCUCUCACAGAGUACUUUGGCAUAGCCCUUGAGUUUAUGGGCACAAAACUUUUGACAUCACUGGAAGAAAAGAAGAGGGUGCAUGAUAAUCUUAUGAAGCUGUUUAGUGGACAGUCUCCAGACCCUGAACCAGGAACACCUGCAGAAGUUGUUACUGUAGCAACAGAAGCGUGGUCUGCUCUACUAGGAAGUCAAGUAUCACCCGUCACAGUAGACAUGACAACCUUAGUGCCAUGCCUGGAGGUACGAGCGUCGUUCACACGGAGCCAGUUUCAUGUGGACCAGGAAGUGGGCGUGACAGUCAAGAUCAGAAACUCCUACCUGACGUCCAUCUCAUUGAGCUCUGUGAGUGUUGGCACCAACUCCCCCUCCUACAAUGAUCGACUCUUGGAAACACAGCCAGAAAAGCUAGUCCUUCUCCCAGGCCAAGUGACAGAGAUCCAUCUCAGUUUUGUCCCUCUUGUGGAGGAUGUUGGCAAGAAAGUCAAAGUGACAGGGGUGCGGGCUCAGAUGGGGGUACCGGGCAGCAGUGUCGUUGUUGGUCUUCAGUGGACAGGGCCAGGAAACGAAGGAGUUACCAUGCAUGCUGCCAACACACCAGCAUUCCCAGAGUUCAGUCUCCUUUAUAAAGACAAUUUUGACAUCAGUGUCCCCAUCGCAGAAAUGGAGGUUCUACCCCGCCAACCUCGCCUCGAGUUUAAGGUUGAUCAUGAUACCACAGCACUAGUAUGGGAGUGGCUACCAGUCAAGGUUCACUUCACCAACAAUGAAGAAAGUAUAGCUUCAGACAUAUCCUUAAGCUUUGGACUAGACCCUUCUUCACCUGUUAACCUGGAGCAUGCCACACAAGUGUGUACAUCUUCGGGUCUACUCAGUGACAAGUUAGGAUCACAGGUCAACAGUUUUAGUUAUGGAGAAAUGGGUGUUGGAGAACAAUCAUCUGUGACAUUCUAUGUUAAAUCUCUCACUGCAUCUGAUCGAAUACUAACAUUAAAGCUUGAGUACACUGUGUCUUUAUCCUCUGGUGGAUCUGUUGUCCAUUGCCCAUGUGUGAGUGAAAAAAACAUCCAUCUUCAGGCAAGAAUUCCAUUCCAGGUAACUGUGGAAACCCAGUCAUUAAAGUUUGAGAAAGUAGGAAGAGUGGCUGGUGGUGAAAACUUCUUGGUGGUGCCCAAAAUUAAAUGCACCUCUCAUGUGCCCAUCACUUUCACUGACUCCUCUCUGGCUCUGGCUAAUGAAGUUAGUCAAGUUGGCACAGAAUCCAAGUCACAGGUGAUGAACACAGAACUUUCUGAAGGAGAAAUGGGAGUUGACUGUUUCUGUAUUUCUCUUAGUAAAAAAUCUCUCCCAAACUCAGCUUUAACUCUUGGACAGUAUGUCUUAUAUUGGAAAAGAUCAAAUAGUGAUUCCCCAGCUGUUAGUGUAAGUGUAGGUCUUCCUUCAGUAAUGGUGGAACAUUGGGGUGUGUGGGUUGAGUGUGAGGUGGCCCCACAAGGAACAGUGCGCACCCCACUACCUCUGGCUUACACCAUAUCAAACCAUGGUGCUCACACUGCAGAGCUUGCCCUCAAUAUGCAAGUAUCAGAUGCAUUCAUGUAUGCUGGACACAAGGAGGUACGGUUACGUGUGUUGCCAAGCUGCAGUGAACGAGUGACAUAUACACUGUAUCCUUUGUUAGCUGGAAAUGUUCAUUUACCAAAGCUAACAUUGAGCGUUGAGUCCCACUCUCCAGGGCAGCCCACAUCCCUAGAUGCUUUGCUAGCUCGCACUCUACCUACGCACGUUUACAUUAUGCCUCAAGCUAAGGAUAAUGAUCCAGGUAUAAUUUCAGUGACUGGUCGCAUCUCUACAAUGGUUGUCAGCUAAUUGACAUAUAUCUUCUGAAUGUGGUUGUAAGAAAACAAAUUUUUUUUAAAGUCAAUUAUUAAACUUUUAUUGUAUUUUUAAUAAAUUAUGUAUUCUUAGCAAAGAUGUUAAUUGAUGAUGGUAUAACAGCAGAAUUCUAUGUUUUUGUUACGUAUAGAUAAUGAAUGUGUGAAGUGUUGUAUAAUAGGAUCUUAUUAAAGUGACUAACUACU